CUCCCCGGGUCAAAAACUAUUUUUGUUUGCAUCAUAGCGAGGCAAGGCCAGGCUGCAUAGGAGUUUCACCAUCAACACAGGAAGUUGCAACAACGUGAACUUUAAAAACCAGAAUGUGGUCAGAUAGUGUUAACAUUUCACGCGACAAUGGGGACGAUUGAUUACGAUUAUGAAGUACAGCUUGAUGUAAAUUCGUGGUUUGGUGUUUUCUCUUUACUGGACGUUAAAGACAAGCAAAAUGUCGCGCAGGUUAGUCGCUAUUGGAAGGAGAUCGUGUACCUUCGAUCAUUGUGGAAGAAUGUUUGUGUGACCCUUCGAAACAUCGAUCAUUCCUUGGCUACGAGUUUAGAACAGCGUAGAAUAACUCGUAUCGUGUGCCGUGGUUCGACUGACGAGGACUUGGCRAUAUUAUUCAAUGCAAACCCUCAUAUCACAAGUUUGAAGAUAGAUGGAUGUCGUCAAGUUACUCAGCAAUUUCUGCAGCGAAACCUGAUCACGUUAAACGAGCUAUGCUCCUUGCACAUAACAAGAUGCCCAGUUGACAUUGAGUCGUUAUUCCAAGAAAUCUCAUUAACUGGCUUGCUAAGCCGUCUUAAAAGCGUCACAMUUCCACGUCUAAAUAGCUCAAGUUUUCAAGAUAUUAUAAARAAGUUCCCAGGCUUAGAAGAAAUAGAUGAUGAUAGUGAUGAUUGCUUCGAACUUAUUGAUAUAGGUGAAAAUUGCAUGAAAAUCUUAGUACAGUCCUGUCCAAAAAUUCAAAGUUUGAGACUUAGAAGAUUAUACACUGGAUGGUUAAGUCAAGAGGCCUGGACCACAGUUUUCAAAGGACUUCCUCUCAGAUGUAUUGAUUUGACUUCCCUGCAUUAUAAUAUAGGUUAUGAUGGUUUCAACUUCUUAAAAGUUAUUGCUGAUAAUUUACCAAACCUUGAGUCCUUGAAGACUGAUUCUCUAGCAAUAGAUUCUAAUAAUGAGGUGAUUGAUGCAGUUAAGAAACUCAAAAACUUGAAAGAGUUUUCCUUUAGAAUAGCUGAUCAAUAUGAUCAUGAUGAUUACCUCGAGCAAAAAGAAGAGAAAUUAUUACAUGAGAUUUCUAAGAUGACACAAUUAGAGUGUCUUAAAGUCAGAUUGUGCGGCACAACAUUCACUGGGGAAACAAUAUACUCUCUUGUUGAAUGCUUGUCCAAGUUGAGAUCACUUGAAUUGGAACCAAUUGGAAAUAUUAGUUCUGAAUAUGCAGAUCUGAUUGGAGAACGACUGACAAAGUUAAAGUCAUUGAAAGCUAUUGCUSUAGAAGGUGCUGCUGGAAUUGGGGCUUUUUCCAACCACUUGCCAAAUUUAACUGACUUGAAUAUCAAGGCUCAUGGCAAGCUUCUUAAUAGAGAUAUGAAAGAAAUAACGUCUGGUCUCUUGCCAAGUAAACUCAAGUCCYUCAAURUUGCAGGGAGUAAAAAAAUAAGAGAUCAGGGACURACCUACAUUGCCACAGGUCUCAAAUCAUUGACUUGUUUGGAUAUAUCUUCAUGUAGCGUGAGUAAUGUUGGUUUAACYAUCAUAAGUGAAGAAUUAAAGCAUCUUAAACAGCUGAGUGUUACUGGGAGAAAGGUUACAAAUCAAGGUGCAAUUAUGAUUGGUAAGCAUCUCAAAGCCUUGGAGAAACUGAAAAUUAGUGGCACAAAGAUUAGUGAUCAAGGAUUUGCUUUCAUCUGCCAACAACUCCCAAACCUUCGCAACCUACAAGCUUUCUGUGACUUGUUAACUGAUCAGGGUUUCUCGCAGGGAKCUACUGAACUUGGGAAGUUAACAACUCUACAUAUAGGGUCACACAGGAUUCGUGCUGUGGCAAUGCAAGAUUCUUUGAAGAAUUUAAAAAGYGUUGAACAGUGCUCCAUAAGAUCAAUCGGGGUAACUGAUGGUUUUAUAGAGAGGAUGAUCAAAGARAUGCCUUGUUUAGUAAAGCUGCUUAUUUAUCGUUGCUCUCAUUUGAGAAAUUUCAGGAGCUUUAAUAUUAAUAAGGCUUAUGAACUGUGUCGAAAAAAUGGAAUARCMUUUAAUUGUGGUCCCAUGUCUUGUAUAAAAUUACCUUUCCAAGCACCAUAAAAUUCACUCUUUAUUGACAUACUAUUGCAAUGAAUAGAAACUUUCCUCAGAGUCUGAAUGCCCAGGAUAUUGCUGUAGCUGGAUUUUUAUAUUGUUGUGUUAUUAUGUGUCCUGGAUUUUGUAUCAUUGUGUUGUAAUGCAGAUGUAUCAAAUAGUUUUUUUCUAAUGAAUAAAACCAUGAUCUGAGGACAGAGUUUGCCUGUAGGGCACCAAUACUUACUGAAUUCAUGAUUUCAUGCCAGUUGCUUGUUGUAACCAUUUGAAACAGUACAAUACAAGAACAACUGAAGAUAAAAUGUAAACAGUCAUUGGUUGAAUYAUUCAAAAAUAAGACAAAAGCAUGCUAGUCUCCUUGGCAGCCAUUCCRAACUUAAGAACAGCUGUGAURGAGACUUAAGAUUGGAACUUGAGCCYGUCAAACACUAAAUUUCWUUUACAARCACAGYCUGGUUUCUCUCGAAGCUCACAAUGUGACAAGGGAAGGGAGCAUUGAAAUAAAAUGUAUAUUGUAUUCUUA
Messenger RNA from Exaiptasia diaphana, 2614 nucleotides. Its product is annotated as F-box/LRR-repeat protein 14. Gene Ontology annotation, molecular function: protein binding. The coding region runs from base 148 to 2097 and encodes 649 amino acids. The record is from RefSeq and is a predicted model, not a curated record. Gene Ontology annotation, biological process: SCF-dependent proteasomal ubiquitin-dependent protein catabolic process. Lineage: Eukaryota; Metazoa; Cnidaria; Anthozoa; Actiniaria; Aiptasiidae. Gene Ontology annotation, cellular component: SCF ubiquitin ligase complex. The transcript has 2 exons.